This is a messenger RNA of Colletotrichum destructivum, 693 nucleotides long. Its product is annotated as Putative pectate lyase PlyH/PlyE, pectin lyase/virulence factor. Gene Ontology annotation, molecular function: pectate lyase activity. Gene Ontology annotation, cellular component: extracellular region. Gene Ontology annotation, biological process: pectin catabolic process. The record is from RefSeq and is a predicted model, not a curated record. The transcript has 4 exons. The coding region runs from base 1 to 693 and encodes 230 amino acids. NCBI's taxonomy places the organism in Eukaryota, Fungi, Ascomycota, Sordariomycetes, Glomerellales, Glomerellaceae.
AUGCGUACCGAAGCCUUCAAGCUCCUCGCGGCCCUUGCCGUUGCCUUCCCCACCGUGUCCGCCUGCGUCGGCAAGGACGCUCUCCCCUCCGCCACCGAGACCAUCAGCAACUCGAAGCCCAUCGAGGUCGCUGCCGGCGAGUCGUACGACGGAAAGCUGGCCCGCUUCGACCGUGGCGCCGGCGCCUGCAAGGCCCAGACCGAGGGCGGCCAGAAGGACGCCGUUUUCAUCCUGCGCAAGGGCGCCACCCUGAAGAACGCCAUCAUCGGAAAGGACCAGAUGGAGGGCGUCUACUGCCUCGGCGGUGGCUGCACCAUCGAAAACGUCUGGUUCGAGGACGUCUGUGAGGACGCCAUCUCCAUCAAGGAGGACGAGGCUGGCACCGAGACCCGUAUCAUCGGCGGUGGUGCGUACAAGGCUUCCGACAAGGUCGUCCAACACAACGGCUGCGGCAGCGUCAGCAUCUCCAACUUCUACGCCGAGGACUACGGCAAGGUCUACAGAGCUUGCGGUACGUGCGACGCUUGCAAGCGCACCGUCACCAUCGAGGGCGUCUCUGCCUACGGCGGCGGCGAGAUCGCUGGCAUCAACGAGGAGACGGGCGACGAGGCCACUCUCGUCAACAUCUGCACCGAUGCCAAGACCCCGUGCCAGCUCUACGACGGCCCAGGCACCAAGUCCGGUACUUGCUAA